AUGGGGAACAUCUUUGGCAACCUGCUGAAGAGUCUGAUAGGCAAGAAAGAAAUGAGGAUCCUCAUGGUGGGGCUGGAUGCUGCUGGAAAAACCACCAUCCUGUACAAACUAAAGCUGGGAGAGAUCGUCACCACCAUCCCCACUAUUGGUGCAUCAGAAAUUAAUUAAUUAAUUACACCUGUCACAGUCUUCCUCCAGCUUGUGUGACUCAUUUCAGUUUGCUUUUUUUUUUUUCAGGCUUCAAUGUAGAGACGGUGGAGUACAAGAACAUCAGCUUCACAGUGUGGGAUGUGGGUGGCCAGGAUAAGAUUCGUCCCCUGUGGAGGCACUACUUCCAGAACACCCAGGGUGAGCCUGAGCAGCAGGCACACACAAUACACACAUCGGCCUCGUUGGGGUGAACAAGUCUGUGCGGUCUCGUGGCAUAUUGUGCUGCACAUGCUCGCCCCCAGCACCUGAGAGCAUUUCUGACUAAUACUUCAGAUGAGGCCGUUUGCGUACAGCCUCCAACUGUUUCACAUCAUGAUAGUCUUAGUCAUGUUGAAAGCCUCAACAAACAAAUACACAUGAUCUAAAAAUAUGAUUUCAACAGUAUGAUGUAAACAUUUUGAUAGGAAGUGUGAUGCAAUUGUUUUUGAUAUGUGGGAACAGAUUUAACCCUUUGAAAGACAGAAGCUCUUGUCUCUGGCCGCAGGUUUGAUCUUUGUGGUGGACAGCAAUGACCGAGAGCGCGUCAAUGAGGCCCGGGAGGAACUGAUGAGGAUGUUGGCUGAGGACGAGCUGCGGGACGCUGUUCUUCUUGUCUUUGCUAACAAACAGGUAUCAGCAUCAUUGCACUGUGUUGCAGUCCUUACUUGUUGCAAUAUUGCACCCAUCACCUCAACAGUUUGGUGUUAAUGUGAUUUUUCUCUAGGACCUGCCCAAUGCUAUGAAUGCUGCCGAAAUCACAGACAAGCUGGGCUUGCACUCCCUACGCCACCGCAACUGGUACAUCCAGGCCACUUGCGCCACCAGUGGAGAUGGUCUCUACGAGGGCCUAGACUGGCUGGCCAACCAGCUGAAGAACAAAAAAUGA
This is a messenger RNA of Xyrichtys novacula (pearly razorfish), 1075 nucleotides long. The record is from the annotation of a GenBank genome assembly. Lineage: Eukaryota; Metazoa; Chordata; Actinopteri; Labriformes; Labridae.